CCCUAGAAAGAUGAGAUCAAAAUGGUCGGGCCCGUAUGAGAUCAAUCGAGAGCAAGGGAUAUUCAAAGUGAACGGACACCGCCUAAAAUGCUACCUCGGAGGUGUGGUGAUGCCGCAAAAGGAAGUGGUGCUUCUAUAAGAUGUUUAGUCCGAAGGCCCCGUCUAGGUUGAGACGUUAAACUAGUGCUUGUUGGAAGGCAACCCAACGGAGGUUUGUGCUUUUUAUCGGGAUGUGGAAUAUUGUUAUGUGUAAUAACCUCGCCUCGAGCUAGAAUGUGCUUGUGUUUUGUGUGUUUACUCCUACUCUUUGGAAGCUCAAAUCUCCUAUCAUGGAAACUGUCUCACUUUCACUCUCCAAGCUUUGCGAUAACGUCGCUCUCCCCCUAUUUUACGCCAUUGAGGGCAAUGUCGAGCUUAAGUGUGGAUUAUAGUUUAUUAUUGUGAUUGUGUUUGUGAUUGAUUGCUUGGAGCCUUGAUUUAUGCCCAAAUUUUCAAAUUUGAGUGCUCAAAGCGUUGCAUGAUCAAAGUGGCCAUUUUGUGGGUGAAUCUUGUGUUAUUGGCAUUGACCGUGAUUCGAUUGCAUGUGAUUGAGUGUGUCCUAUGAUGAUGACUAGGAAUUGCAUUAGGUGUGUGCAAAAUCCUAGUUCUCAUGUGUGCUUAAAUUAAUGGAUGCCUUGACUUGGUUACUCUUUGAUCACAAUUGUCUUGCAUAGAACUUUGUGAAAUUGGAGUAGACGAUUGGGUGAUUAGGUAGCCAUGUGAGUUUUUUGCCGAUCGUCUUCUUCUUGUGUUCUUAGAUCCCUCUUACCAUGGCAAGCAACAUUCACCGUUCUCACUAGUGAGUAUGAUGGAGGCAUAGGAUUAGUCCACGCCCAAAAGUUUAUUUUCCCGAAACAUCUUAUCCCCUAGUCAACCCCUUUGAGCCGUUUGACUUUGGGGGUCGUUUUAAUACUAGGAGCUUUGUGCUUGUUGAGAUUAAUGGUGAUUGAUAGAAUGACCCCAUCUCCUUUCUUCGUGUCCAAACGUGAGUCGUCCUUGUGUCUCGGAUCUCUUGCUCUUGAGCGCCAUUGAGGUUCUACAUAGGAGGAUUUUGCACGGUUCUUCCUAGGAAUGAAGAAGUAGUGUUGGAGGAAGUUCUAAAUAGAGAGUAUUGUUCAUUAAAUGUUAAGUUGGCAAGUGUUUAACUCUCUAGUACCCCCCCCUCCCCCUCGAAAAAAAUAGAGAAAGAAAAGAAAAAGGAAUGGAAAGUAGAAAAAAAAGAAAUGAAAAAGAGGUAAUAAAACAGGGUAAAUAAAAGUAGAGAGUUGCCACAAAAGUUUAAGUGUAUGCUCUAGAAAGGGUUUCUUGGCACUCAAGCCAUUGAAACACCUAAGUGUUUGUUAACCUCCUUCACUACUAUGAUUGAGAUGUGGAUAGCAAGAAUAGACCAAGGAAAUGUGCUUGAAUGUGGUUCGUGGUUUGUAAUGGUUUGGGAGAAGGGAUAGUGGUGUUUGGUCAUUGCUAGUGGUUGUUGAUUGUAGGCAAGGUUCUGGUGAAACCAUGGAACCUUUGGUUUUAGGUUGAAGAUUUAGGACCUCAUGCUAUGUUUUCCACCACCCAAAAGGUCUUUUCGCCAUGUACAAGACAAUUGCCAGUCAUUUGAACCCAUGUCUAAGACCUACGGACAAGCUAGUGAUGAAAAACGUUCUGUGAACUCUAGCGUUUAGAGGUUGCCGUCGUGGUGAAGAGACGAUAGGGCUGAGUGUUGAUGGUUGAGCACAUCUUUUGCACCAAAUGGUUCUGACCUCACUGGCCGAGAGUAAGUGAUUUACUCAUGUUUUGUAUUAUCAUAUCUUACCCCGGUGAGGACCUAUGUUGCCCAUUCGUUAGUGCCUUGGACUUGAACUCUAUGCACGGUUAGUUGUGGUUGGUGAGUAUUCUUGUCGAGACUUGUGUUGGUUUGUGAACAGGGUGAUAACUUUUCAUUUGCAUGUUCUUGAUGCAUUUGAAUGGCUUGUUAGAUUGAUAUAUCACCUUGUUUGGAAAUGGUUUGCUUUGGGACAAACAAACGUUUAAGUAUGGGGGAAUGACUCGGGUCCAAUUGUACAAAUUUUAUAAGGGAUGGCAACAAAAUCCGAACCCACGGGUACCCACCCGACCCAACCCGGUCAAUGUGGGUAAAAUCCGUGUUGACGGGUUUUGGGUCGGGUUUGGGGUUAAACCCGUUUACUAUUCACCGAGUUGGGUUGGGUUUGGGUUUAGCUAAACCCGACCCAUGGGUACCCGCCCCACACCCAUAUAAUUAAUUUUCUCGGUAUAUUUAAUAUUCUAAACAACUAAUCUUAUUUAUGUUUGUGGAGACAUGUCUAAUUUUUUCUUUUUAAUCGUAUAGAAUGAAGUUGAUGUUAUCGAGUGAAGAGUGAAGAAACUUAAUUGAAGGGAAGAAGCUUUCAGUUAAUCAUGUUAUUUAUGGAUAAUUUGUGAUUUGCUUCAAUUUUCUUGAGUUUUCUAGAUUGGUGUUGAACAAUUUGUAUAGUUAAUUUGUGAUUUGCUUGAAUUUUCUAGAAAGGUGUUUUAAAUAUGGAUAAUUUGUAUUGAGAAAUUGAUAUUUGACUUUAAUUUUGAUAUGAACUUGUUAUUGUAAAUUUUUUACGACAAAAACCCGUGGGUACCCAUGAACCCGCGGAUACCCAGCGGGUUGGGUUGGGUUUGAGUUUUUCAAACCCAGUGAAUUUUACCCCAGGUUUUUUUUACAGAUAAACUCAUGGGUUUGGGUUUGUCAAAACCAGACCCAACGCGACCCAUUGCCAUCCCUACAUUUUAUCCCUGUUUUCCUUGGACGUUUGAUGCAUUUGUACUCUAUGAGGUGUGGUUUUACGCUAGGUUGCACUUUGUUUUAGUAUGUUUCAGAUCCUAGCAAGUGAAACUGAACCCGGAAUCGAAAGUGGGUUGAAAAGGAGUGAAAACGAGUCAAAGGGUGGAAGCAACUGAGCAUCACGGCGAAGACCGUAAACCAAACUAGUUCACAGUAGCUAAGACCGUAAACUAAAGCCCCCGACCGUGAAGCGCCAAGAGUCCAGAAGUGGGUUGAGCAUCUCACUGGAUCCCAGUUAGUUCAUGGUCGCUAAGACCGUGAACUCAAGCCCCAGACCGUGAACAGACUAAGUGAAAUGGUGCGGAUUUGAUCAACAUCACGGUCUAGGAAGGAUGUUCACGGACGUGAACUGGGACCAUGAACUGACUUCAACCUGAAUAUAAAAGGAGGCCUGAGCUGAAGGAAAAGGGGAGAGACCUAGUGUGAGAAACUAACGAACUAAAGAAGAGAUUAGGGUUUUAUCUCCAAGCAAGAUUUUGGGAAUUUCUUCCCCAAAGGAGGAACUCUACACCACAAGGAGAAGUUUCUUCCACAAGAUGGUUUUCCUUCUUCUCCCUUGUGUUUCCUCCUUACCUAACAUGAAGUAGUUUCUCUUUUAACUUGGGUGUGUGUAAACUCUAGCUACAAUGUUGUGAAUGUUUGUAUGGAUUGAAUGAUUAAUGUGUGGGUGUGUUUUAAUACAAAGUUAUGAGGUAUUUUCAUGAAGAUUUAUUGUGUUUGUGCAUUUCAAUGUCUUAUGUUAUUUUAACCUAGGUAGAGGGGAAUCUCCUUUGAGUAGAGGUUUGUAAAAGCUGGAUUUCCUUGGGCAAUUUUUGUCUCCUGCUUAGGUUAAAUUAGGGCAAACCUCUUAAUUUGUAUUAGCACCUAGGCUUGGUUGUAAUUUGGCCGUCUGAACUCCGAUUCGAGGGUGAAGUCUAGGGAACCCUUGGUUGAUAGGCCAAGAGAGCUACUUUGGUAGCUUGAAUUGGAAUCCCUUGGCCUAUUGACCGAGCUAGUGGCUUUGCUUCACUAGUUGCACUUCCCAACGGUUUACAACCUCCUUUACCACACCUAUGCAUUCGAACUGGCAAGUCAUUAUUGUUAGCUAGGGGCAGCAGCACUCGGGUGAAGCAUUCUCAAUUAGUGUCCAAUCCAUUUAUUUUUCCAAAUGUUUUAGUUAUAAAUCGUCGUUUUCACCAAAAACCAAUUGCUAGAUAAUGUUUCAAACAAUCGACUAGGGUCCGACCCGAGUUGACAUUUAACAUACUUGCCCUAUAUUGCACCCAAUUUAAGGUUUAUACUUGGGAAUUAAUUGGGACUUUUACUGGGGUAUUCAUGAUUGAGUCAAGGCAACCAAAAGCUGAUGAUAGGCAAUGGGAGUAUGAUCGCCAGGUUGAACGUGAUUGUCAACUGAUGAUGGUGAUGGCCGAAGCCUUCCUAUUCAAGAGCAGGCGUCCUCAUCUUGUCAUCGUGCACAUCCACAUAAAUCAUUAAGGCGUAACAGGGUAGAAGCACAUCAAUGCUUAAUGCAACAAUAUUGUGUUCCCAAUCGAACCUACGAAGCUAAGCUCUUUAGAAGGAGAUUACAUAUGUCCCUCUCCUUGUUCAAUCGAGUUAUCAAUGGCGUUGUUCAAUAAAACUCCUACUUUCAGCAAUGCCGAGAUGCUGUGAGUCGCCUAUGAUUCUCCCCAGAAGCAAAGCUUACUACUUCCCUCCUAAUGCUUGCAAAUGGAUGCUUAGCCGACUCCUUAGAUGAGACCUUUGAUAUGGGUGAGACCACUGUAUUGUAGUGCAUGCGGAAAAUUUGUAAUACCAUAAUAUGAAUCUAUGGCCCUAAGUAUUUACGAGCACCAAAUGUGGAUGAUCUUCGCAUCCUUCUCUAUCAUAGUGAUCGGUGUGGCUUCCCGGGUAUGAUAGGGUCGAUCGACUACAUGCACUGGAAGUGGAAAAAUUGUCCAAUGGCAAGGACAAUAUAUAGGGCGCAAUGGGUGGCCAAUCAUUUUUCUUGAAUCUCUAGCGUCAAACAACACCUGGAUUUGGCAUGCCUUCUUGGGAAAUCCCGAAUCAAACAACGAUAUAAGCACGCUUGGAGUCUCCCCGCUGUUCGAUGAAGCAGUCAGAAGAAAUCUUCCAAAAGUCAGGUAUCAGUAAAUGGUACAAAUUACGAUCAAUGUUACUAAUUGGCUGACGACAUUUGUCCCGAAUGCUACAUUUGUGUAAACCAUUAGCAACCCUAGUAACUAGAAGAAGCAACUGUUUGGAAAAUGGCAAGAGGCAUACCACAAGGAUUUUGAUAGAGAUUUUGGCAUUCUACAAGAAAGAUGGGUCAUUGUUAGACCGCCAGGUCGAUAUUGGGAUGUACAAACAAUGAGAAAAAUCAUGCUCAUAUGCGUUACUCUACACAAUAUGACAAUUGAAGAGCAACAAAAUGAGUUUGGAGAGGAACAAGUUGAGAUGAUUGAAUAUGAGACUAAUCCAUAUUUCACAUUAGAUCCACCGGAUCAUGACACUCUGACUCUCGUGGAGUACAUGAUAAGGCAUAAUAGGAUUCGUAACCGUGAAAGGCACCAUGCGUUGAAAGCGGAUUUCGUUAAGCAUUUGUGGAUAAGAGAAGGAGGAGGGGAGUAGAAAUGUGGUGUGACUCUAAGUUUAAUUUGUGCACUUUCGAAUUUGUGUUGGGUGUUGAGUUUGUUGCAUGUCUUUUGUGCAAAUUUAUUGUUGUGCUUUGAACCGAUUGUUAUCAAUGUACUUUCCAUAUUCGAGUGUCUUAAUAAAGAAAGUUGUUGCAUUAAUAAUUGAACAUAAACAUAUAGUCGUAUGGUGUUGGUAGGCGAUUUUGUCUGUUGGGGACAAAAAACAAACAAACCAAAUUAAUUAUUAAAGAAAAAAUAAAAAUAGAAAUAAAUAAAUCCGCCAGGCGUGCCGCGUGCGGCUCGGUGGUGGGCCGCGUGCCUUGCGGUCCUGCCCCGCCCCGCCCCUCCCUCCUACCUUCCUCUUCCUUUUGUCCAUUUUUUGGAGUAUUUUCCCACCUCUUUUUUCCUACUUUACCUUUUUUCCCUUCUUCACUCUCGCCCCCGUCCCCAACAUUGUGGGCUUCUUUCCUAUUUUUUCCUACUUACGCCCCAACAUUGUAGCCUUGUAGGUAGUCUAAAGAAAAUUGUUUUGCUCCUGGCAUUACUUUUUUAUUAGUUAUUUCAAAUUAUCUGUAAAUUUUUUCAAUUUUUUAAUAUUUCAUGUUGAUUUAAUUGAUUUAUAAUCAUAAAUUUAUAUGUUAUAUCAAAUAAAAUAUGCAUUUCCAGAAUAAGAUUCAUAGAGUUCAACUAACAUUUUAUCUUCAUGUUUAUGUGAGUGAAAAGGUUAUAAAUUAUAAGGUAAGUGUUAAACACAAUGAUGAUUUGAUAUUACCAAUCCUAUUGUGAAAUAUCAUCGACGAACUUUAUCAAAUUAGAUGUGUAAUUAGUAUCACCAAAUAGAGUUUGCCGUAAUUGUUAAAUGCCUUAACAAAAUUUAUCGUAUAAUGAAUAUUUUUUAUAUUUGAUUAUUUUUAAUUGCUGGAAAACAUAAAAAAUUAAAUGACAUGGAAAAUAAGGAUGUUGUGGAUGCUUAAGAAUGGAGAAAAAUUGAAAUGAUGAGGUCUAAUUUGAGAGUUCUUAUUAUAUUUUACUAGGUUAUAAUCCGGCCUGUUGGCCUAAUAAGGAUAGUAUUGUGCAUGUUCAUAUUUGAGCAAAUAUAUUUUUCUUUGUCAACCAAUUCAACUUUGUUAACAAUCCUUUAGAAUAACACUUGGAGAGUGGGUGUAUAGGUCACACAAUCGGAGGAGUAUCAUCGUUGUUUAAGAAUCUGGAGCCACCUCCAAUUUCUUGUAUAUCCUAAUUCCCAAGCAACUAUAUAGAAUGAUGUUACUUUUCAUGCCCGUUCAUACAUUCAAAUUGUCUAUAGAAGUAUCCUUAAUCACAUUUGUAAAAUGGGAAUUAAGCCGAUAACAAAUGAUAAUGAAAAAUUAAAAUUUACUACUUUAACUUCCUGUAUAAUCUCAAUAUCUUAUUUUUCCUUUACGACAAACACAUCCAAUGAAUGCAUCACAAUAAAUGCUAAGUUAGAUG
Linum trigynum is the source of this 6936-nucleotide messenger RNA. NCBI's taxonomy places the organism in Eukaryota, Viridiplantae, Streptophyta, Magnoliopsida, Malpighiales, Linaceae. The record is from the annotation of a GenBank genome assembly.